AUGGGGUCUCCUUCUUACCUUGUCUUGGCCUUCCUUGCAACACUGUCGUGUCUUUGUGCCGCUAAUGAUGUCGACAAGCUCGUCGACAACCACCAUUUGGAUGUGGUGAACCGUCAACUGAGUGGCGUAUCCCGCAGGAAGUUCAUACCUAACGGCGAUGCGACACUGGCCGUUGCCUCCCUGCCAGUAUCAACCAUGGACGACGAGGAGGAUGAAGACGAUGAUGAUGACGACGAUGGAGACUACCACCAUAUGCAAUCGACUGUUGACAGUCCCUCAGCUGUUACUGAGGAAUUAAAAGCUGAGAGUGACACAACUUCAAACAAUCUGACGACCAAUGAUUCUUCGACUACCACGAGCCAGGGGCUACUAAUGAAGAGUCUUCCAUCGCACAGCGAGUCCACUUUGGAAGCUCCACGCAGCACAAUGGAAGUCAUUGGAUACUUCUUCAAAAUUAUCGCUGAAAAGUUUCACAACAGCAUGAACGAGUUUUUCGAGAACAUAGACAAGCAGAUCAAGGCGAACAGUGCACUGCCUUUGUUGGAGCAGGUACGUGAUCGUUCAACGAUGUUGAACCUUUUGCCUAAGAGGAGUCCGGCCUGUUCGCUCCUAUAUGGCAAGACCGGUCUCCAGCGCAUCCGCGUCGGGAAAGACAACAAGGUAGUGGAGAUCGAUCGUAGCACGAUCGAUGAAAUGUACAAGCAUGCCAGGGAUGAUGUUGAGCUCCACAAUGAUUUUGUGCCAAUGAAACAUCGCAAAUACAUGGAAUACAGGUUGGACGGAUAUCACUUGAUUGAGGCUUUUGAGAAUCCUGACAAAUGCCACAAGUCACCUCUGGUAGGAGCACAUUUUUUCGACAAGUUGCGUGACACUUAUGCUGGGAAACUCCAACAGACACACGCCAAAACAUUGAAGGAAGUAUCUAAGAUGUUUUUCAGCUACCCUGUACAGGGACGAAACAUUAAAAACUAA
This is a messenger RNA of Babesia sp. Xinjiang, 972 nucleotides long. RefSeq lists its product as uncharacterized. Lineage: Eukaryota; Apicomplexa; Aconoidasida; Piroplasmida; Babesiidae. Bases 1 to 972 code for a protein of 323 amino acids. The transcript is spliced from 6 exons. The record is from RefSeq and is a predicted model, not a curated record.